This is a messenger RNA of Nelumbo nucifera (sacred lotus), 3531 nucleotides long. Its product is annotated as putative leucine-rich repeat receptor-like serine/threonine-protein kinase At3g14840. Lineage: Eukaryota; Viridiplantae; Streptophyta; Magnoliopsida; Proteales; Nelumbonaceae. The record is from RefSeq and is a predicted model, not a curated record. Gene Ontology annotation, biological process: protein phosphorylation. Gene Ontology annotation, molecular function: protein binding; protein kinase activity; ATP binding.
UUCAUCAAAUUAGAGAGUUCGAUGCUUGGUAUCUUUACAUAAAAGUCAAGAGCAGCACCUGUUUACGUUUGAUUUACUGCCCAGCUUGUGGACUCUUAAUACUUUAUUUCUACUCCUCAACCACCUCUCUCUGAAGUUCGAACUUCAAACCCAUUUAGCAGCAGAGCAGACAGAGCUCAUCUCUAUGACUUGAGAGUUUCAGACUCGUUGAAGAAAGAUUUCCGCAUCUGAUAAUCCAAAAGCGAAGCUGGUCUGGUCCCUCCAAUCUCUACUGAAGGUUGGAAAGAUGUUCACGGGACGUUGUUUGGUGGUUUGGGUGGUCGUUGGGUUGAGUUGCUUACUGACUUUGGCAUCUGGAGCGACCCUUGUGAAGGAUGAAGUGAACGCGUUGCGUCAGAUAGCGAAAACAUUGGGGAAAACGAACUGGGAUUUCAGCGUGGACCCAUGCAGCGGCCUAUCGGGAUGGACGACUGCGAAUCCCGAGAAGGGAUUCGAGAACGCGGUGUACUGUAACUGCUCCUUCUCCAACAACACCCUUUGCCACGUCACCAGCAUAGUUCUCAAAGUUCAGAGUUUACCAGGCGUGCUCCCACCAGAGUUGGUGAAGCUUCCGUAUCUCCAAGAGAUUGACUUAACCCGCAACUACCUUAACGGUACAAUACCCUCAGAAUGGGGUACUAUGCAGUUAGUGAAUAUCUCUCUUCUCGGGAACCGUUUGUCUGGUCCAAUCCCAAAAGAAUUCGGAAACAUCACCACUCUCAAAAACUUGUCACUCGAGUACAAUCAGCUCUCUGGAGUUCUUCCUUCAGAACUUGGGAAUAUUGUAGGCUUAGAGCGAAUAUUGAUUUCCUCGAAUAAUUUCACGGGGCCAUUACCAGAGGCAUUUUCCAAGCUGGCGAACUUGGGAGACUUCCGUAUAAGCGAUAACCAAUUUAAUGGGACGAUACCCAAUUUUAUAGGAAAAUGGACAAAACUUGAAAAACUUGCAAUACAGGCAAGUGGUUUGCAGGGGCCUAUUCCUUCUAAUAUUUCAUUCCUGGAAAACUUAACUGACUUGAGGAUAAGCGACAUAAGUGGAACAGAAUCGACUUUUCCACCACUGAGUAAUAUGGCAAACAUGAAGACACUGAUAUUAAGGAGUUGCAAUAUCAUUGGAGGUUUACCUUCAUAUCUUGCUGACAUGACAAAACUCAAAACUUUAGACCUCGGCUUUAACAAGCUGACAGGGGAGAUUCCAAGUACCUUUUCAAAGCUAACAAAAGUGGAUUACAUAUAUCUUACUGGAAAUUUGCUAAAUGGUCCUAUACCUGAUUGGAUGGUGAAGAAAGGGGAGAGCAUUGAUUUGUCCUAUAACAACUUUACAUUGGGAAGCACACUGCAAUCUAGUUGUCAACAACGAAAUGUAAAUUUGUUUGGAAGCUAUUCUUUAGGAAAAAACUCAACUGGAUUAAUUGCAUGCAUGCAGGGCCUUCGUUGCUCACAAAAUGGGUACAAACUCCAUAUAAAUUGUGGUGGAAGAGAAUUAUCCAUAGGAGAUAUCACAUAUGCAGCUGAUCAAGAGACACCUGCUUCCUCAAAGUUUUUUCAAAAUAGUAAAUAUAACUGGGCAUUUAGCAGCACUGGUUACUUCUUAGAUGAUGACAAAACUGUAGAUGAUUAUACAUUUUCAACUACAUCAAUACCCUUGAACAACCCUGGAAACUCUGAAUUGUACAAGUCGGCACGUCUCUCUCCCCUUUCUCUCACAUAUUAUGGUUACUGUCUGGGAAAGGGAAAUUACACUGUGAAACUCCACUUUGCAGAGAUCAUUUUUACAAAUGGCCAAAAUUAUAGCAGCCUUGGAAGACGGAUAUUCGAUGUAUAUAUUCAGGAAAAGUUGGUGUUGAAAGAUUUUAAUAUAGCAAAAGAAGCAGGUGGAAAUGACAAGGCAAUCAUUAAGAACUUUAGUGCAGUUGAUGUAUCAAGUGGCACUUUAGCAAUCCGCUUCCAUUGGGCUGGGAAAGGAACAACAGGAAUCCCUACUAGAGGAGUUUAUGGUCCUCUAAUAUCAGCCAUCUCUGUGGAUCCGGAGUUCCCAAUUCCUCAAGAAGGUGGAAAGACACUAUCAGCGGGUGCUGUGGCUGGAAUUGUUGUCUCAAUAGUAGGCGUCAUCUUCUUGGUUCUGGGUAUACUUUGGUGGAAAGGCUGUCUGGGUCACAAAAAUACAAUGGACCAAGAUCUUAGAGGUCUAGACCUACAAACUGGUUCCUUUACAUUAAGACAAAUUAAAGCUGCCACAAACGACUUUGAUCCUGCAAAUAAGAUAGGGGAAGGUGGCUUUGGCCCUGUUUACAAGGGUGUGCUAUCAGAUGGUACUGUGAUAGCAGUCAAACAGCUUUCUUCCAAAUCAAAACAAGGAAAUCGUGAAUUUGUAAACGAGAUAGGCAUGAUAUCUGCUCUGCAACAUCCCCAUCUUGUAAAGCUAUAUGGAUGUUGUAUUGAAGGAAAUCAGUUGUUGCUGGUAUAUGAGUUCAUGGAAAAUAACAGCCUUGCUCGUGCUUUGUUUGGUCCAGAAGAGUCCCAGUUGAAAUUGGAUUGGCCAACCAGGCAAAAGAUUUGUGUUGGGAUAGCAAGAGGCUUAGCUUAUCUCCAUGAAGAAUCAAGGUUGAAGAUCGUUCACCGAGAUAUCAAGGCUACCAACGUACUUCUUGAUAAGGAUCUUAACCCAAAGAUAUCUGACUUUGGCUUGGCCAAGCUUGACGAAGAGGAGAACACUCACAUAAGCACACGAGUAGCUGGAACUUUUGGAUAUAUGGCACCGGAGUAUGCAAUGAGAGGUUACCUAACCGACAAAGCAGAUGUUUACAGUUUUGGAAUUGUUGCCUUGGAAAUUGUCAGUGGAAAAAGCAACACUAGUUUCAGGCCAAAGGGGGAAUCUGUUUAUCUACUUGACUGGGCCCUAAUUUUGAAAGAGAAGGGGAAAUUGAUGGAUUUAGUGGAUAUAAGGUUGGGGUCGGAGUUUGACAAAGAAGAGGUGAUGAGAAUGAUUAAUGUGGCUCUACUAUGCACUAACACAUCUUCAACACUUAGGCCUGCCAUGUCCGCAGUGGUAAGCAUGCUUGAAGGCCAGGCUGCCAUCCAGGAAUUUGUUCCAGACUCAAGCAUCACUGAUGAUGAGGUAAGGUAUAAGGCCAUCCAGGAUCAUUUUUGGCAGAAACAAGAUCAAACCGUGAGUGAAAGCCAGACACAAAGCAUGUCAGUAGAUGGACCAUGGACUUCAUCUUCUACAUCUGCUCCUGAUCUAUAUCCAAUCAAUCUGGAUUCCCAAUAUUGGAACAACAGAGAGUAGAGCUUAAUCUUCCACGUUUUGAAUGUUCAGAGGUUUGGGUUUUCAUCAGUAAAAGUAAAUGUAUAAAAAGUUCUUGCAAUUUGUAUAAAAUUUGUUAAGCAUGUGAGUAUUUUUUCCACCAACAUGUUUUACUUGAAUGAACAAAUAAUGGAACUCUUGUGAUUUGGAGUAUUUGGAUUGAUACUUAUCACUAAACCCACAAA